This is a messenger RNA of Cercospora beticola, 2498 nucleotides long. It is a transcript of the gene DIA4, whose product is annotated as putative serine--tRNA ligase DIA4. The record is from RefSeq and is a predicted model, not a curated record. Gene Ontology annotation, molecular function: serine-tRNA ligase activity; ATP binding; tRNA binding. Gene Ontology annotation, biological process: mitochondrial seryl-tRNA aminoacylation. Lineage: Eukaryota; Fungi; Ascomycota; Dothideomycetes; Mycosphaerellales; Mycosphaerellaceae. Gene Ontology annotation, cellular component: mitochondrion.
CCGUCUUGCAGCUCUCUCUAGCAUCGACACCAAUGUCGGUGCCAUAUAUCUGCGCGCGCUGUCGCCGCGACUUGUUGAGGAAAAGUGUUCGCCAAACUACGGCUCGCAGAGCAUAUACCCGGCCGUCCUUCGCUCCCAAGCCAACGCUCGACAUCAAGCACAUCCGCAACAACCCCGGACUUUACGAGCAGAAUUGCAUUGAUCGCAACUAUGCGCCUUUCGCCAAGAAUGGCUGGCGGACAUUGGAAUUGCACGAGAAGUUGAGGAAACAGCAAGAUGAAAUUGUGACUUCGCGACAAAGGAAUAAUGCCAUUGGGAAAGAACUUGGACGACAUGCUGCGCAAGGCGGAGAUGAAGCUGGAAGGAAAGCCCUGCUUGAAGAGGCGAAGGCAUUGAAAGCGAAGCUGGCAAGCCAUGAGGUGGAUGAGAAGGCCAUGCAAGAAGAGAUGGAGAGAUUGGCGUUGGAACUGCCAAAUUUGAGCUCUUUGGAUACGCCCGUGGGAGAGGAACCGCGACUCCGUGGUGUCAUUGGGGAGAAGAAAUCAGGGAAUCCUAGAGGUAAAAGCCACGUGGACAUUGGCAAAGAGCUUGAUAUUCUGGAUUUCGAGGCCAGUGCGACGACGAGCGGAUGGGGAUGGUAUUUCCUCAAGAACGAAGCCGCAUUGCUGGAGCAGGCUCUGAUUCAGUAUGCCUUGUCAGUCGCUAUGAAACGGGGCUGGAGAGUUAUGACGCCUCCAAGUCUGGUAUAUUCGCAUAUUGCCAGUGCUUGUGGAUUCAUGCCGAGGGACCAGAAUGGCGAGACGCAAAUUUAUAACAUCGAGCAGCAUGGGCAUGGACAAAGCAAGAGUGAGGACAAGCCAAGUCUGGUAUUGGCCGGUACGGCAGAAAUCCCUUUCGCUGGAUCUCAGGCAAACAGGACAAUACGUGCGGAAGACCUCCCGCUAAAAGUCAUUGGUCCUUCACGUUGCUAUCGUGCUGAAGCCGGCGCGAGAGGCGUUGAUACGAAAGGUUUGUAUCGCGUACACGAAUUCACGAAGGUCGAGAUGUUUGCCUGGACUUUACCACCCAAGGAUCACGAGGCAGACCGCUUUGGGGACGUGGAGAUAUCAGAGGCAGAAGAGGUCUUUGAGGAAAUGUUAGAGAGUCAGACGGAGAUCUUGACUUCUCUCGGCCUGCACGCAAAGGUUCUCGAGAUGCCUACUGCGGAUCUGGGGGCAAGCGCCACGAGGAAGAUUGAUAUUGAAGCGUUCUUUCCUUCGCGAGGAGGAAUAAACGAAGGCUAUGGAGAGGUCACGUCUGCUUCAAUAUGCACGGAUUAUCAGUCAAGACGACUCGGAACUAGGGCGAAGCUCGAUGGCAAGCUUUCGUGGCCACAUACCGUCAAUGGGACUGCGAUGGCAAUUCCGAGAGUACUGGCUUGCAUACUUGAGAACCAUUGGGAGGAAGAAAAGAGAGCCGUCAUCAUACCAGAGGUCUUGAGGAGAUACAUGCCCGAGGGACUGGAAGCCAUUGGAGCGAAGAAGACCGAUUGAGAGACCGUCGGAACGCCGCUCUCCACUGCAACUAGGUGUCAUGCGUGUGGCGCACAUGCGAGUCGAUGCAACUGCCGACCUCAAAAAAUGACACGACCAUCGUCGCGCCAUUGCACAAGAGGCCGCAGCUCAUUCAGUAGCAGUCAUUCCUGGUCACCUGCUCUGCUGUGCAUCCUCAACCCGAAAUGAUGCUCUCAGCGCAAGCAGCCAUCCGCCGGCUUCAGGCGUCACCGCCGACACCCGCCGGUCCACCGCAGACCGCUCCUCUAGUGCCACCUCAUCGACAGUCCGCGGCACGGAAGAGGCAACGAAUCUCGUACAACGCUCACCGAACUCGCACAUCGUGUGAUCUCAUCACGUAACAAGCGCUAGAGAAUGGAAGACAAGUGCGCAACGAGCUCUUCAUGUACGACGCCAACGUCCGAUCGACGUACAGACCGCUUCUCUUGCCCUCGUUGCGAUGCUUGUCCUUGUCUUGUCUUGCGUUGUCUCGCAUCGGGCGCGCAAUCGAACAUUUUGGCAUCAAUCCGAUUGCACGCGCGUAGCUUCCGUGGUUGAUCUCGUCACAUGGCAUUUCUGACCGCAAAAGUAUGGUCCAUGUCGCUCUUUCUGUGUCGCUCGUGCGACACUAUUCCGGCACUGCGAACCGUCUUUCCGCCGCACACAGCGUAUCCGGGUUAUCGAAAAACGUCGUGCGAGUUGACACUGCGUCGAAGGCAGCGGCGGUGGCGUCUACGCUGCUCCAUGAACCUGGUAUUGCGUACGUCGUUUGCCGUCCCGGGCGGCUCUGGGCCGGAACACAGGCGGUUAUUCGGUAAUGUCGUGGAAACUUCUCAGAUCUCCUUUCCGCUCGAGGCGACGACGUUGGUUUGUGUAGGAUUUACAACAGUUUCCCCUCAAAAUCCAUGUGACCUAUCUAUUUGAAUCCAUUUCUUUCCCCCACCGCCGCGCGCGGCUAUUUUGUCC